Molecule: messenger RNA, 513 nt
Organism: Chenopodium quinoa (quinoa)
Lineage: Eukaryota; Viridiplantae; Streptophyta; Magnoliopsida; Caryophyllales; Amaranthaceae
Exons: 1
Coding region: 1-513 (170 amino acids)
Source: RefSeq, a predicted model, not a curated record
AUGCAGGAUAUGAUCAAGGAGUGGGAGAAAUUGAAGUUAACUGAUGAUGAAAACCUUGUUGUUAUGGGAAAUUCGAAUGCAGAAACGGAGGAUAAUUCUAACAAUCAAUUGCGAUUGGCUCUGGUUGGUAGAUUAUGUACAGUGAAACCAUUCAAUGUUGAUGCUAUGAAGAAAACCCUGACGAACGUUUGGCGAUUGAAAUGCAACAUUGCAAUUAGAACGAUGGAUACGAACCUUUUUGUGUUCCAAUUUUUCAAUGAGGCUGAUAAAUCAAGAAUUCUGGAGGGCAUGCCGUGGUUUUUCGACGGAAAACUCUUAUUGUUUAAGGAGAUACAAGGUGGAGAACAACCCUCGAAGAUCGAAUUCAAGAAAAUUCCUAUAUGGGUGAGGCUUCUGGAUGUUCCUUUCAAUAAGAGGAACCCUUCAACCAUUAGGGAGAUUGGGGAGUCUCUAGGAGGCUUUGUGGAAAUUGAUGACUCGGAUCCGCUGGGGUGGGAGUGUUCACAAGACUGA